GGGACGGGACGGGCGCUCCGGGACCGGGCACCGACCUCGGGACCGGGACCGACCUCCGGGACCGCACUGAGCCCCCGGGACCGGGACCAUGGCGGGGCUGGGGCGGUGCCAGCGCCAGGCGGAGGAGGUGACCGAGCUGAUGCGGCAGAACUUGGAACGGGCGAUGGAGCGGGAAGGGCACCUGGAGCGGCUGCAGAGCCGGGCCCAGGACCUGCGACAGGCGAGCGAGGCCUUCACCCGCAGCACUCGGGCGGUGACACGGCGACAGCGCCAGGGACAGCGCCGCUGGCUCCUGGUGGCCCUGGGCCUCGGCCUCUUCCUCCUCCUCCUCCUCCUGGGCCUGGGCCUGGCACUGGCCCUGGCACAGUCACCUCCAGCCACUGCCACUGUCCCCACCCCGCAGGCACGGACUGAGCCCCCCCAGCACCGUGGGGACCCUCUGACAACAGAGCAAUGGGGGGGCCCCAUGAUAAAUAAACAGCAGGAUUUGUUCGGGUAGACCCUACCAUAACAAAGCACUGGGAUGAUCUUCAGGGAGACUCUACAACAAAUAAGCACCAGGAUCUCAUUCGGGGAGACCCGACAAUAAUAAACCUGCAGGAUGAGCUCUGGGGAGACCCUACAAUAAAUACACACCCAGAUCUGCUUUGGAGAGACCCUACAAUAACAAACGUGCCAGACCUUCUUUGGAAAAACUGCACAAGAACAGAAGAGCAGGACCCACCCAAGGGAGACCCUGUAAUAAACACCAGGAGCUCUUUGGGGAGACCCUACAAUAACAAACCAGCAGGACCCACUUCAGGGAGACCCUACGAUAAAUCAGCACCAGUACAUGAUUCAGGGAGACCCUACAAUAACAGAGCAGCAAGAUGAGCUCCAGGGAGACCUCACAAUAAUGAACAUGCUGGACCCACUCUGGGGAGACCCUACAAUAAAUAAGCAUCAAGACUUGUUUGGGAAGGCUCUACAAUCACAAACCAGGAGGAGGAACUUCAGGGACACCCUACAAUAAAUAAAUAACCAGGAUCUGUUUUAGGGAGACCCUAUAAUAACAAAAGCUCCAGAAUCUGCUUUGUAGACACACUAGAAAAACAAAUCAGCGGGAUGAGCUCUGGGGACACUCUGCAAUAAAUAAACACCACGACUCAUUUGGAGAGACCCUACAAUAACAAACAUGCUGGACCCCCUCCGGGGAGACCCUACAAUAAAAGCAGCGGGAUGAUCUCCAGGAAGACCCUACAAUCAACAAACACUGGGAUGUGUUUGGGGAAACCCCACAAUGACAAAUAAGUAGCGGGAUUGAUUUGGGGUAGACCCCACAAUAACAAACCCAUGGGAUCUACUUCAGAGAGACCCUACAAUAGAUAACCACCAGGAUUUAUUUGGAGAAACCCUACAAUAACAAACCAGCAGGAUGAUCUUCAUGGAGACCCUACAAUAACAAACGUGCUGGACCCACUCGAGGGGGACCCUACAAUAAAUAAACACAAGAAAUUGCUUGUGGACAGCCUAUGAUAACAGAGAAACUACAAUAAAUAAGCUCUACAAUCUGUUUUUUAGAGACCCUAUAAUAACAAACCAAUAAGUUCAGCUCCAGGAAGACCCUACAAUAAAUGAGCACCAGGACCUGGUUUGGGGAGACCCUACAAUAACAAAACAAUGGGGCAAUCUUCAGGAAGACUUUACAAUAGCAAACAUAUUGGGGAGACACUACAAUAACAGAGCAGCAGAGUGACCCCUGGGGAGACCCCACGAUAAAUAAGCACCAGGAUCAGCUUUGGGGAGACCCUACAAUAACAAGUGUGCCAAACCCCUCUGGGGAGAUCCUGUGAUAUGUAAACCCCAAGAAUUGUUUGGGGACACCCUAUAGUAACAAACCAGUGGGAUUUGCUCAGAGUAGACCCUACAAUAACAAAGAGAUCUGAUGAUAAAUAAGCACCAGAAUCUGCUUUGGGGAGACCCUACAAUAACAAACCAGCAAGGUGAUCUUCAGGGAGACCCUACAAUAGCAAAUGGAUCCUACAAUAAAAAACCCACCAAAACCUACUUAAGGUAGGCCCUACCAUAAUAACUCCUUGUGUCUUCUCUUAAGAAACCCCACAAUACCAAAGCAGUAGGAUGGUCUCUGUGAAGACCCUACAAUAACAAAUGUGCCAGAUCCUCCAGAGAGACCCUAUGACAAAUUAGCACUGGGACUUGCCUUGGGGAGACCCUACAAUAACAAACCAGCAGGACCUUUCCAGGGAGACCCUACAAUUAAUAAACACUAGCAUCUAGUUCUGGGAGACCCUACAAUAACAAACCAAUGAUAUGAUCUCUGGGAAGACCCUACAAUAACAAACAUGACAGACCUACUUUGGGGACACCCUACAGUAGAUAAACACCAUGACUUGCUUGGAGACACCCUACAAUAAUGAAUCAGCAAGACUCACUUCAGGGAGACCUGAUGAUAACAAAUGAGCUGGACACUUUUUAGGGAGGCCCUACAAUAAAUAAACACCAGAACCUGCUUUGGGGUAAACCCUACAAUAACCCCCUGCCAUGCCUCGCUGCUGGGAGACCCUACAAUAACAGAGCAGGGGGGUGAUCUCCAGGGAGACCCUAUGAUAACACCCCCUUCCUUGCUCCCAGGAGACCCUACAGGUCCUGAUUCAGGGA
Lepidothrix coronata (blue-crowned manakin) is the source of this 2658-nucleotide messenger RNA. Its product is annotated as vesicle-associated membrane protein 5-like. Gene Ontology annotation, biological process: Golgi to plasma membrane protein transport. Gene Ontology annotation, cellular component: plasma membrane. The record is from RefSeq and is a predicted model, not a curated record. The transcript is spliced from 3 exons. The coding region runs from base 89 to 499 and encodes 136 amino acids. NCBI's taxonomy places the organism in Eukaryota, Metazoa, Chordata, Aves, Passeriformes, Pipridae.